Colossoma macropomum (tambaqui) is the source of this 2108-nucleotide messenger RNA. Its product is annotated as glutathione hydrolase 5 proenzyme-like. Gene Ontology annotation, cellular component: plasma membrane. The transcript has 12 exons. Gene Ontology annotation, molecular function: leukotriene-C(4) hydrolase activity; glutathione gamma-glutamate hydrolase. Gene Ontology annotation, biological process: leukotriene D4 biosynthetic process; inflammatory response; glutathione catabolic process. Lineage: Eukaryota; Metazoa; Chordata; Actinopteri; Characiformes; Serrasalmidae. The coding region runs from base 80 to 1729 and encodes 549 amino acids. The record is from RefSeq and is a predicted model, not a curated record.
UCGCACCCACAUUCACUGCAUGACUUUGAUAGUGUAAGAUCUGGUUAACUAACACCUGGACGCUCAUCUUCCUGCUGUAAUGGCCAGAGGAAAGAGAUGCAUCUGCAUCUUCACCACCAUGCUGUUAAUAUGUGUUAUAAUCACAGUUAUUAUAUGUGUGAAACGCAGAUAUCAGAAGUCGUGUCCUGAAGGAAGUUUCAGUAAAGCUGCAGUUGCUGCUGACUCAGAAACGUGCUCAGAUAUUGGGCGAGACAUCCUGAAGGAAGGUGGCUCGGCAGCAGAUGCUGCAAUAGCUGCUCUGCUGUGCACAUCAGUUGUAAACCCUCAGAGCAUGGGCAUUGGCGGAGGAGCCAUAUUCACCAUAAUGGGCAAAAAUGGUACAGUGAAAAUCAUAAAUGCCAGAGAAACUGUUCCAAAGGUCUUCAAAGGAGAUUUCUCUAACUGCUCAUUUGAUACUACAGGUAGUCAGUGGAUCGGCGUUCCCAGUGAGAUCCGUGGUUAUGAGCGUGUUCACAAGCUGUACGGUCGUCUGCCCUGGUCCCAUCUGUUCCAGCGCACCAUCCGCCUGGCCAGAGAGGGGGUCAAAAUCUCAAAAAAACUUGCAGAUUAUCUCUCCAAAUUCAAAAUGCCCAUUGCAUGUCAGCUGUUCAGGGAUGCAAAGGGAAACAUGCUGAAGGAAGGAGACAUUGUGAAGUUUGAGAAGCUUGCAGACACCCUGGAGAAGAUAGCAGAGCGUGGAGCAGAUGAGUUCUACACAGGAGAAACAGCCAGAGACCUAAUCAGUGACAUACAGGAAGCAGGUGGUAUUCUCACUCUGGAGGAUCUGCGCUCAGUUGAGGUGUCUGAGUUGGAGCCCUGGAAUAUGUCUCUGGGCGAUUAUACCAUGUACUUCCCCCCUCCACCUUCAGGGGCAGCGUUGGUCAGUUUCAUCCUCAAUGUUAUGGAAGGCUAUAACCUAAACCCAGCAUCUCUGCAGAAGAAAGAAGAGCGUGUGCUGACCUAUCAUCGCUACGUAGAGGCCAUUAAGUUUGCUAAAGGACGGAAGAAGUUCAUGAGAGACUCCAGAUUCAACACUGACAAGGAGGCAUUUGCUACAAUUCAGAAGGAGUUUGCUGAAAACGUUAGAAAGAAGAUCACAGAUAACAGCACCCACGAUGAUCAGUAUUACAGCAUCAGCUCAGAUGAAGAGACACAUGGCACCACACAUCUGUCCGUUCUCGAUGAGGACGGAAUGGCCGUGUCUGUCACCAGCUCCAUCAACUACAUGUUUGGGUGUGGAGAUUUAUCAAAAAAAACAGGCGUCAUCCUCAACAGUCAGAUGACAGACUUCUGCAAGAAAGCAAAGCAGGUACAGGCAGGUGAACGUCCUCCCUCCUCCAUGGCUCCGAUGAUCCUUCGCUCCACGGUUACAAACCACAUUGUGGUCAUCGGAGGAGCAGGAGGAGAUUGGAUGACCACUGCGAUAACCAUGGUACUCAUGAAUCACCUAUGGCUUGAGAAGAGUCUGAACACAUCCAUCGCUGAACCUGUUGUGUAUCUGGACCCCGAAAAUGCGCUUCAGUUUGAGGAGAAUUUCGAUGCGGAUGUCAUCGAGGGUCUUAAAGGACUUGGGCACACAGUUAAAGAAGCAAAGGCUUUCUAUAACGUGGUCAACGGUGUAUCAAAGAAAAAAGAGUGCAUCGAAGCUGUUUCAGAUGCUCGGAAGAUGGGCAAAGCUGCAGGAUACUAACCUCUUCUAUUCAUUUUUCUUGUAUUUUAUUAUUUUGUAUGAGGUUUGUACUAAAAAACAGACAUAAUUCAUUUUAUGUGAGCAUUUUCCAACCACUCUUUUUCCCCUUACAAUUAAACAGACUGUUUUUUUUGUUACUGUUCCUUUAAGACUGAUAUAUGAUAAUAUAUUAUUAGCAGACAGACUACUUAAGUACUGAAACACAGUACUUAAGUAUAUAUGCAGUCAUUUCUUUAAACAGACUUACUUUUUCUGUUAAAUACUGUUUUAUAUAUCUAUAUGAUCACUGUAAUCAGCAGAGCUGACUAUGCGCUGUUUAGAGUCAGUGACACUGACAGAGCUUUUAAAUGAUGUUUACUAAAUAAAGUACUGAAAGGAC